Histoplasma capsulatum G186AR is the source of this 648-nucleotide messenger RNA. Its product is annotated as succinate dehydrogenase cytochrome b560 subunit. Lineage: Eukaryota; Fungi; Ascomycota; Eurotiomycetes; Onygenales; Ajellomycetaceae. Gene Ontology annotation, molecular function: succinate dehydrogenase activity; electron transfer activity. Gene Ontology annotation, biological process: mitochondrial electron transport, succinate to ubiquinone; tricarboxylic acid cycle. Bases 1 to 648 code for a protein of 215 amino acids. Gene Ontology annotation, cellular component: membrane. The transcript has 2 exons. The record is from RefSeq and is a predicted model, not a curated record.
AUGCUUGUCAUAUUUGCGUCCGCACAGUAUUCCAGAGUAAACAAGCAGCUGCAGGCCCUGGGUCCAAGCCUCGGGUCCAAGCCUCGUCCGAAACCUCUCUUCUACAUAUCCUUGACUGCUUUCUCUCGCCAGUCUGCGCGCAAUGAUUUCCCAAAGAAUUAUGCAGCACUCGCUGCGCCGAUCCCAAUUGCGCAAGCUGCCCGGUCCUCGAAACCCUCAGAUCCCAACGAUCUCCUUCGCAAACAGCGCCUGAACCGGCCCGUCUCGCCGCACAUAUCCAUCUACCGACCACAGAUCACUUCCGUGCUCUCCCUCUUGCACCGCAACACCGGACUGCUACUUUCGGGGCCGUUUUAUCUCUUUUUUGCAGCAUAUGCUGCUUCCCCCUGGCUGGGUUGGCACAUUGACUCCACGUCCAUGGCGGCAUCUUUUGGAACCCUUCCCGUCGCUGCGAAGGUCCUGCUGAAGACGACCGCUGCACUCCCGUUCACCUUCCACUGCAUCAACGGAGUCAGACACCUGGUGUGGGAUUUGGGUCGCGGGUUUAGCAAUAAGCAGGUCACCAAGUCCGGCCGCACUGUGAUUGGGUUGAGUAUAUCGAGUGCCCUGCUCCUUGGGUUCCUGUGGCCCUCUACGGCUUCAGAAUGA